Molecule: messenger RNA, 3835 nt
Organism: Astyanax mexicanus (Mexican tetra)
Lineage: Eukaryota; Metazoa; Chordata; Actinopteri; Characiformes; Acestrorhamphidae
Exons: 17
Coding region: 2123-3664 (513 amino acids)
Source: RefSeq, a predicted model, not a curated record
GUGGCAUUGUCUUUGCAAAGGCACAAAAAACAUGCAUCGUUGCACCCACAUCUAUUUAUCAAUGUGGUGGUUGUAUCAAGAGCAUGAAGGGCUAUUAAAAGAGGAAGGACAAAGUGGCAGUGAUGAAUCCAGUCUAGAAGAUGGUGUGGAAUGUUUAGAUGACCAAGUCGACCUCAGUGUGGAGCAGAUUGAAAAGAUGACUACCUAUCUCUGUGAGCAUAAAAAGAUUCCAGAGGUUUUGCCACCCAAUCUGAGAACGACUGAUAGGACUGUGCCAGACAGCUUUGAGCCUGCAGAAACAGUCUGCCCCUACUGUCCAGGACCAACCUACCCUGACCUAUCAGAAGCAAAAAUUGUUACCAGGAAUGCAACAGUUUAUGGCCUCUAUUCUGUCACUAAAGGUGUCAAGGUGAUGGUGAAAACUCGUUUAAGGUGCCACACUCAAGUGCGUUUCCAGGAAUACACUUCAGGGUUCCACAAUUUUAAUAAUAAAGUAUUUCUUAGCAUCCCAUUAUGCUCAAUGCUCUCAACAGCAAUAAAAGGUAUGUAUCAAUGUCCUAUUAGAAGUACAACACAUUAAAGUUGUUGUAAGAUUGACGGUGAGUCUUUUUUUUUUUUUUUCUCUUUGCAUAGAACAACACCGCAAUUGGCAGAUUCCUUUCCAUGAUGGAAGACCACCUUGGCAUUACCCUUCCUCACAACACACUCAGAAAGGCCUUUUUUCAUUUUUCUGCAAUAACUGAUUACAGUUAUGACUUCUCCUGCAACCGCUGUGGCCACCACCCACCAGUACUAAUUUCUGAUGCAAACUGGAAAGUAGCUUUUGACUUGCCAGGUCUGAUUUGUAUAAAACUAUGUCAAAAUUUCCAAGCAGUUCAUUAUAAAUAGCAAAAUUUAUCAAAGAGAAAAACAUGAAUAAUAUUUGUUUUUUGUGUGUGUGUAAAUAUAUUUUCUAGUGAAUCUCCUGAGAAGACCAUGCAUUGAAGAUGUCCAGCAGAAAGAUUUGUCUGUCAACAUUGACAACAGAUGGACACAACUAGAAAAAGAAUUAGUUGCUGUUGGAUUCUGUGACGGGUCAAAUUUAAAGAACCCUUACUCAAGUGAGCUGACCUACUCAGCAUUUGCUCCCUGGAUAGGAAAAGAGAGCAGAAUUGGAUCGGUUGUCCCUAAAACGGAAGCUUUGAAAGGGUUUUCCAAACGCCUGGAAGAUUCUGCAGGCAAAACUACUUCUGCAGUCAAAACUGCAUCAGCAGAAGACCGCCUGUUUGAAUCACAAAAGUCUGAGCUAAUCAGUCUUUGUGUGGAGCUGGGAGUGUCUUCUGAGGGGUCUGUGUCUGACAUCCUUAAUCGUUUAGAAGAACUUCUCCUGUACAAGGACAUCUAUCCCAAGAUGUUUAUGAAGCUGCAGAGAACGGGAGGUGGAGUCUUACACAGCAGCUGCAUGCACUCUGUUGUCUACUACUGCUCUCCAUUGUGGUGGCAAGAAUCGGCAAGAGACCAUACUGAUGCCCUAUUAAGUUUUAAAAUACCACCUACAAUAUACAUCUCAGAUAUUGCUGGAAGAGUGGCAAGACAUGCCAAUAAUAGAACAAGACAACAAUUUUUUCAGCCAUUUGAUGGAAGGCUUUGUGAAGCAACUCCAAAAAACAUUUCAAAAGCAUCCCAAAAGCAACUGAGUGUAACUUUUCCAUGGACCACAUGCUUAACAACAAAAGCUGGUCCUUCACUGGAAACUAGAGUGCAUGGCCCACAUCCUAUCACAAGAACAGCAGACAAGUUUUCGUUGUAUGACAAAUUUCAUCAGAAAAAUCAGAGAAGACCAGAAGAGAAGCUCAGGAGCUUGGACCUAGUGCCUGAAGUAGCUGACAUACUGAAUUCAUCGUUAGCUGAACAACUGAACAAGGAACUUGCUAAUUCGAGAUAUUUUCUUUGCCAGCUUAAAGAUGUCCAUUACAUGUUCAUGCUGCGACUUGUUUUUCAUCUCCAUAACCAGCGAAUUAACUUGGCAUUCUUGUCCAAAAUGCAAAGGCUGGCCCAAGGGAAUGCAGACAUUGGUGAAGAUGGAAGGGUAUUGGUGCACGUAAGUAGGCCCAAAAAGUAGUUUAUUUGUUAAAAGGAGGAAAUGACAAACUUGAAAUCAAAUAUAAAUUAUACGUGUAUGAACCUCAUUGUCCUUUCUAAAGAAAACAAAAAGCAGAUGGAGAUGCCACUACCUACAAAGAUGCGUGUAGAGACUGUUCCGGGGGCUUGUGAGGGACAGCGAUUCUCUGUGACCCUGUUUCCUGUGGAGCAGCAGAUUAAGGUUAAACUGCAUCAGCUGUACGUGUCACAGAAUCAACACUUCUGUGUUAAAAUAGGAAACUCUUUGGCUAGAUCUAUGGAUUUGCGCUCCAUUCUUCCUGCACAGUACCUGAACGAGGAUCCUGAAGAAUCCUUACCUUCUCUACCAUGGCUUACGGAUGAUGCAGUAAACUGUCGAGUUGCACAGGUUGCAAAGGGACACAUGAACAUGAAAGUCUUACCAACAUUCCAAUUCAUUUGCUGGUGGCGAGUCUGGAUAACACUGAAGAAAGUCUCCAACAGAAACAUGACAUCUUUGCAGGACCUCCAACCGCAAGACACCAUCUUAUUCCCAAGAGUUGUUGGUGGGAAAACACCAGAGACGGGGAAUCACUUUAUCCUUUGGGUAUUUGAUGGGUCCAAGCAAGAAAUCAGGAUUUAUGAUUCUAUGCACCAGUAUACUACUAUUGGAAAAAGUGAGAUGGAGAUUUUGAGCUAUGCCUUUCAAAACACAUGGAAGAUGACUGAAUGGACCAUCAGAUACCCAAGUCAAUGGCAUCAGUGUGACCAGCAGAACUGUGGUAUCUUUGUGUGCACAAUGGCAGAAAUGGAGGUCAACAAUAUAAAGAUUGUGACAGAGACACUGAGGGGAGCCCAACUUGAGCAUCUGCGUUUUUACCAUGCAACGUCUUUAAUCAAGGACGUAACCCAGGACAUCUCAAAAAGUUCAAAAGAAGAAUGCAUGGCAGAAAAAUUUAAUGUCUGCACUUUUCAGAGACUAGCAGCGCAAGGCUCACUUUAUCCGGCGGUCACCAAAUUUCACUGGGUACAGUGUGAUAAUUGCAAAGGCUGGCUUCACACUGAUUGCGCAGGAGUUCAAGAUGUCAGAGGACUGAAAUUUACAUGUGGGUGCAGAAAUCCUCGCCCCCUCACCUUUGACAGAAUUAGAGCAAUCAUUCAACAGCAUGGUGUAUGUGGACUUAUUCAAGAUGAGGAGAUUAAGGUGUUGCAUGACUCUCUAAGGUGUGGACAGCAGAGGUCAAGCAGAAUGUUUCUCUGGCAGCAUCCUGAGACCUCUCCAAGACUCAAAAACCUCUUGAAAACAAAGAUGACUCCUUUCACUGAUGAAAACACUUCUGCGCUGAUUGGGAAAUUAAGGAGUGUUUUGCAGCUGGGAAAUGAUUCGGAAGAUCUCGACUUGUUGUUUGAUGUCCUGUGGAUAAGUGGAUCAAUUCAUGCACAAAUAUUUGAUGCUCAACUUAUGAAUUUGUUACUAAUGUCAUGUUUGUCUUUUAAGGUGACUAUCAGAAUAAUAUCAGCGCAUGAAGGACUCUGCCGAUAUGCAGCAGAAACAUUUCUUUCAUCUGGAGAUACUAUUUACUAACACCCCCCCCCCCCCCCCCAAACCUGGUCCAUCCAACUUCUCACCAGAAUGCCUUGGAAUAACUAAUUCCUUUUGUAAAUGCAUUUAAAAAGAAAAAAAAAGGUUUAAGUUUGAUGUACAAUUGUGUAUGUGUUUUGUAAUAAAUAAAUACAAUUGAACUAUAGAUAUGAA